Manihot esculenta (cassava) is the source of this 3304-nucleotide messenger RNA. RefSeq names its product disease resistance protein RPM1. Lineage: Eukaryota; Viridiplantae; Streptophyta; Magnoliopsida; Malpighiales; Euphorbiaceae. The record is from RefSeq and is a predicted model, not a curated record. Gene Ontology annotation, molecular function: ADP binding. Gene Ontology annotation, biological process: defense response to other organism. Bases 161 to 3292 code for a protein of 1043 amino acids. The transcript has 2 exons.
UCUCCUCCCUCUGUAAGAGAAGCUUUGUUGAAUUCAUUGGACUUUCUGCACAAACACCAUUCCUUAGCAUAUUUGGAACCUUGUUUCUAUUCAAUGUUCUUGUAAAAAUCCCACCUCUUCAUCUAAUUUUUUGUUCAAGCCAAAUUCCAGUUGAGAAAUAAUGGCAGAAGGUUCAGUAACCUUUCUACUAAUGAAGCUCUCAGAAAUUCUGACAGAUGAAAGCAACCUCUUGUUUGGCGUUAAGGGAGAUGCUAAAUACAUCAAAGACGAGUUAGAGUUCUCGUUGGCCUUUUUAAGAGUUGCAGAGUCAAGCGAUGAGGAGGAGAUUGACCCUUUGUUCAAAGUGUGGGUGAAGAACUUGAGAGAUGUGGCCUAUGAGAUGGAAGACGUUCUUGCUGAUUUCAUGCUGCAUCUUGCACAUGAUCAUGGACAUGGCGUCUGUAAUUGUCUUAAUAAAACUUCAGACUUCAUUAUAUCUUUGAAAGCUCGUCAUCAAAUUGCUGCAACAAUGCGAGACAUCAGAACCAGGAUAAAGGAAAUCAAGACCAGAGUAGAAGACAUCUCGAAAGCACGUACGUCAUUCAAUCACAUCAUUUCAAAAUGGCGAGGAGUCAACUAUAGCGGUGGAGUAGACCUGGCUGCGCAACAGGAUCCCCUUCUACUGGAGGAAGCCAAUCUAGUAGGCAUUGAAAUGCCUAAAGGGAAGCUUAUUGGGUGGCUUCUGGGAAGCAAAUCACAGCUUGAAGUGGUCUCGGUGGUUGGAACGGGAGGCGUGGGUAAAACCACAUUAGUGAAACGAGUCUACGAGAAUUCCCAAGUUAAGAAACACUUCAAAUUUUGUGCUUGGAUUAUUCUUACUCAAUACUUCAAGACAAGAGACCUCUUACAAGACAUUGUCCGACAGCUAUACCAUGUGCUCAGGGAGCCAAGUCCUGAAGGAUUUGACACCAUGAGCGACCAUGAGCUAAGGGUGGGAAUAAAGAAAUUUCUUCAACAAAGAAGGUACCUUAUAGUCUUGGAUGAUGUCUGGAGUAAUGAAGCCUGGAAUGUUUUUAAACAUGCAUUUCCAAAAAACACUGAAGGGAGCCGAAUAUUGCUUACAACCCGCAUAAGUGAAGUUGCCAAAAAUGCCUCCAUCGAAUCUCCUAAUAGAAUCUAUGCAUUAGAUUCAUUAUCUUCAAAAGACGCUUGGACUUUGUUUUGCAAGAAGACAUUUCAGAGCAACUCUUGUCCUCCCCAUCUGGAAAAUGUAUCACAACAAAUCCUUGGCAGGUGCGAGGGACUGCCAUUGGCAAUCAUUGCAAUCAGUGGUGUUCUAGCAACAAGGGACAACACUAGGAUAGAUGAAUGGGACAUGGUUUAUAGAAGCCUUGGCGCUGAAAUACAGGCCAACCAAAGUCUCGGGAAUAUGAAGAAAGUAUUGUCACUUAGUUACUAUAAUUUGCCAUACUACCUCAAAUGUUGUUUACUCUACUUCAGCAUCUUUCCUGAAGGCUAUCCGAUUGAGCAUAGGAGACUUGUUCGAUUGUGGGUUGCAGAAGGAUUCGUGGUAGAAACAGAAGGAAGGAUGUUAGAGGAAGUUGCAGAAAGUUACUUGAAUGAGCUACUAGAAAGAAGCUUGGUCCAAGUUGUAGAGGCUGCUAGCGAUGGUCGGGUCAAAAAAUGUCGUAUCCAAGGCAUUCUGCAUGAGAUCAUCAUUUCCAAGGCAAAAGAUCAAGGUUUUGCAGCAAUAACCAAAGAAGAAAGCAUGAUAUUGCCUGAAAGAGUUCGCCGCCUUUCUAUACAGAAUGUCAGGGCAAGAAUACAAAGAAUAAGUCAGUUUACUUCUGCCUCAGGACUUCGUUCUUUGCUCGUGUUCUCGGAGCUAGAUAUUUUACCUGAGUCUCCAUUAUUUGAUCUUUCUCUCAGGGAUUUAAGAAUGCUCAACGUGUUAGAACUGGGUGGCACGCAUUUGCAAGAAUUUCCAAAUGAAGUUACUAACCUCUUGCUAUUGAAGUAUCUAAGUUUGAGAAAUACAGAUGUGAACUACAUCCCAAACUCAAUUGGCAAUCUGCAGUACCUAGAAACCUUAGAUCUAAAGAAUUCUCGGGUCACAGAAUUGCCAACUGCAAUUCUGAAGCUCCAAAAACUUCGCCAAAUACUUGUGUAUCGCUACGAGACAAAGUUUGAUGAUCAGAUGGAAACCAAGCAAACAAUUGGCUUUAAGCUACAAACUCAUAUAAGAGGUCUACGGUCUCUCCAAAAGCUAUGCUUCUUAGAAGCAAAUCCAAACUCAAUGAAAGAAAUAGGAGAACUGACUCAACUGAGAAGGUUAGGUAUUGUGAAUUUAAGGAAAGAAGAUGGCGUUCAUCUUUGUCCUUCCAUUGCAAAGCUGACCAACCUUCGUGCAUUAUCUGUUGCAUCAACCAUUGCAAGCGAGUCCCUUGAUUUGGGUUAUAUAUCUUCACCCCCUAAAUUUCUUCAACGAUUAUAUUUGAAAGGACGUUUAGAGAGACUACCUGACUGGAUUUCUUCACUUGAGAGUUUGGAAAAGGUAGUCUUGAAAUGGAGCAAGCAAAGUGGAGAUCCGCUUGUAUCUCUUCAACAUUUACCCAAUUUAGUACAUGUUGAGUUUGUACAGGUUUAUGACGGACAGCUAUUGAACUUUCAGGCUGAAGGAUUCCCAAAACUUAAGUUUUUGGUUCUUAACAAAUUAGAUAGACUCAAAGAGAUAGUUAUCGAGAAAGGAGCAAUGCCUUGUCUGCAAAAGCUAAUUGUCCAAAACUGUGGACUGUUGCAGAGGGUUCCAUCAGGCAUUGAACAUCUUACUCGCCUGAUGGUACUAGAAUUUACAAAUGUGCCUGUGAAUUUAAUCUUGACACUGCAUCCUGACCGAAAUGAUGGAGAUUAUCUAAAAAUUGCACGGGUACCGGAGGUCUAUUUCCACACCUACUGGAAUAAUGGUAGAUGGGAUGUCUUUUCUUUAGAGAUAUUCAGAAAAGAUGAACCUUACUCUCACCAAUCCUCACAGUUGUGGAUUGGUGAUCAUCCAGUUGAAGUUUCCUCCCCUCAGGAGACCAUCUCUACUCAACCUGUCACAGCUCCGGUUGCUUCAACUCCAGCUUCAAUGAUUUCAGCUUCAAAUGGGGUGGAAGACAACCCAGGUUCAUCUGCAAUACCCCCUUCCUUGAUUCCUACCACAACUGAACCGUCAACAUCUAAUUCCCAACCUUCUGCAUCAAUUUUUAGAGAAUCAGAAGCAACAACUAGCUUGAGUAAGGUAUUAUUAUCACUUUUAACCUUGGCUUGUUGAAAUUUCAAACUG